AUGGACUUCUUCUCGCAGACAUACACCGCUCUCCGAGGUCCACAAGGGCAGCAACAGACACCCGAGGAGACGAUCGGGCGCUUAGCCGACCGCCUUUCUCCAGAAACUCAACUCGCCGACAGGCGCGCGGCGGUCCUCGCGCUCAAGGGCCUAACGCGCAAGCAUCGCGGGCUGGUAGCCGACCAAUGUCUGCCGGGUCUCGUGCGCAUCGUGCGCGAGGAUGCUGCGCAUGACCCUGAGAUUGCGCGCGCUGCACUCGAAGCCGUCUUGAUGCUGGUCGACACAACCGAAUCGACUAAUAACGGACCUGCACGGGAUAUUGCCUUAGCGAACGCUGCGAAAGUAUUGCAAGAUCCUGGACUUACUCAUGCUUGUUGCGCACUUCUCGGCGACGAGGACUUCUACGUGCGCUUUGCCGCCUGCUCGCUGCUCAGUGCAUUGCUACAAACGAGGCCACAAGCAGUUCAAACCUUCUUCUUGACGGCGCCGGCUGGACCGACAAGGGUGGUCACAUUGCUGGAGGACAGCAGGGAUAUGUUGGCGCGAGAGGCUCUGCACAUGCUGUCUAUGCUGCUACGCAAGAGUGGAGAGAUACAAAAGGUCCUUGCCUUUGAUGGCGUAUUCGAGAAGCUAUUUGGUAUCAUCACACGAGAAGGCGGUCUCGACGGCGGAGAGUAUGUGGAGGAAGCGUUGAAAUGUGUGGAUAUGCUAUUGCGUUUCAACACAUCCAACCAGAGUUACUUCCUCGAGACACCUCUCCCCGCCGCACUAUGCACGCUGCUGUACUUCAACCCCGGUAUUCGGCCAGAACUGCCCGCACCUCAAGAGUUUGCGCUCCAGUUCUGGUCUCCGGGAAAAGCGACAUGUGCGUCACUGGUGAUCGACAUAAUCGGCUUACUGCUUGCUGCAAAGGGUCCUGCUCUGAGAGAAGGCUACGCAUAUACGAGGAUGCUGAUCGAGCUCUCCUUCGCUUCCAACGCUCCCACUGUAGUCAAGGUGCAGGCACUCCGCCACCUCCCAGCGGACGCCACGCCUAUGCUCCCUGAGAUCGUCGUGACGCCCUAUGUCCCUGUUCCUGAAACCAACGGCGAGGAGUGGGACAAGCUCGAAGCUGCCACCGCUCUCGACGCUUUGAUAGAGCUCAUUAUGCACGGCGAGUAUAAUGGCGCCGAUGCUGAGCGCCGGGCGAAGCCCAGCAUGGACCUGCGUGCAAGUGCAGUUGGUGUAUUCGAGAACUUCAUACGAGACGACUCGGUCAAAGAAGCUAUCGUUGCUGGUAUGCUCCCUCCGGAAGAUGCGGGACCCAACGCGCGGUCGCCUCUGACACCACUACUCUUCGGUCUCCUCGCCACACCAAAGGGCGAUACACCACCGGACCGCGUCGCCGUCGUAUCAUUCCAAUUCGCAUCAGUCCUUCUCGCCCAUCUUCUCCGCCACACCCCGCCCUGCAAGAACCUCGCUCGGCAGAUCGUACCACCACCUCUCAAUGCCGACGGGACAGAAGGCAGCGGGGCAUUCUUUGUGCCGGCAGAUGGUAGUGCACCUCCGCCCGCGCAGGAGGAGAAAGAUGAGGACGAAGACGAGGCGCAGAGCUUGCUGCAGAUUUUGACGGAGCAUCUGAGUCUGGCGUUCCUCGCGCGCACGCGGGAUGGACUGUCAGAAGCCGACUCACGAGAGUGGGACAGGUGGCUCAUCGCGUAUCUGUCUUUGCUCUCGCAGUGGCUAUGGGAGGACCCUAAAGCCGUGCGAACGUUCCUUGAGGCGGGCGGUAUGGGCUUUCUCAUUGAACAACUCAAUCAACCUUCAGAAACGGACAUCGUCGUUCCCGGCCUUUGCGCCUUUCUCCUCGGCGUCUGCUACGAGUUCAACCGCGACACCGACUCGGACUCUCCAUCCGAGAUCACGCGUAGUAGCAUGUACCCCUUACUCUCGCGUCUCGGACAGAGCACACUCUCCGGACGUCUGACGAGGCUGAGGGACGACGACAGGCUGAAGGUCGUGGCGCCUGAUGUCUGGGUGCUGCCUUGUCCCACGCCUGCGAGUCUAUCGCCAGGUUUCCAACCGCGGUACGAUGACGAGGCGGAGAUCUGGUUCGAUUGGGCGUUCGUUGACUUCUGGAAGUCUGUGAACCAGACAAUCAUGCGCGCGAUCAUGGCCGAGCCGGAUUCACCUCCGCAGACAUCUGCACAGAGCGGAGAGGAGAGCAUGCUCGUCUCAUCGUUACGCGAUGCCCUAGCGAAGCAGGCUGUAGAGAUUGAUGGGUUGAAGCGUUUGUUGGCUGAAGCCGCGACGUCACAACAAACGUCCUCUACCUCGCAAGCAGAGCUUGCUGCUGCACAACAAAGGCUCUCUACAGUCGAAGCUGACCUCGCUUCUGCCCGGGCCGAUGCGGAGAAGUGGAAAGCUGAGGCAGAGGCAGCAGAGGCCAAAGCUCAAGCUGUCGCGGCGGAAGCAGCGGCAAAACCCGAACCCGCACCUGCACCUGCCCCCCUCGUACCCGACUUAUCGGGCGAACUGGAGACUGUCAAGUCUGAGCUCGAGGCAGAACGCACGAAGCGUGCGGAAGUCGAGAAGGAGCAGGAGGAUCUCCUGGUGUUAUUGGACGAGAUCAGCGACAAACGGAAGCGGGAUAAGGCAAAGAUGAAGGAGGCUGGAUGGGAGGUGUCUGAGGAUGAGGAAGAUGACGAUGAAGAAGAUGAAGAUUCGUCAUCAUCUGAGGAUAGUGAUGUCGAGCGCAGGAAAAAGAAGAAGCGGAGGAGAGAGAAGGAUAGGGACAGGAGCAGGAGUGGCAGUCGAGAACGGAGAAAAGAGAAGAGGCGGUUGAAGAAGGAGAAGAAGGAGCGUAAGAGGCAGAAGAAGAACGCUACUGCGGCUACUGGUGGCGAGUGGGGGAAGUACGGUAUUAUUUCUGAAACUGAUAUAUACAGCAAGGACGCAGAGUUCCGUGCAUGGCUCGUGGAGGAACGCAUGUUGAAUCCCGAGACUCUGCCGAAGGACAAAACUCGAAAGGAGUUCUUGCGCUUCGUCGAAGACUUCAAUACUGCGACGUUACCGCACGAGAAGUUCUACCACAUUGAAGCCUAUGAGCGACGAAUGAAUGCGAUGCGCUCUGGCGAUACAUUACCACCUACGGACGGUGGGUACGACUUCGAGGCUGAUAUCAAGGCACACAAGAGCACGCACAAGGUUCCCGAUAAGGAGAGGGAAAGUUACCUCAGUCGGGAGCAGCUGCAGGAGCUGAGGCGUGUACAGAAUGAACGCAUCGAGGCUGGCCGAAUGAAGAGGCUGGGCAUGGAGGUCAAGCAAAAUAUGGGCGUCAGAAUGGACACAGCCUUCGAGUGA
This is a messenger RNA of Peniophora sp. CBMAI 1063, 3342 nucleotides long. Lineage: Eukaryota; Fungi; Basidiomycota; Agaricomycetes; Russulales; Peniophoraceae. The record is from the annotation of a GenBank genome assembly.